Messenger RNA from Paracoccidioides brasiliensis Pb18, 1446 nucleotides. RefSeq lists its product as uncharacterized. The record is from RefSeq and is a predicted model, not a curated record. The coding region runs from base 1 to 1446 and encodes 481 amino acids. The transcript is spliced from 4 exons.
AUGCAUCGACAGCAUAAUAGCCAACAGUAUCCUGGUCAGUCAUACCCGAGUUCGCCGCAACCUCCGUACCCCGCGUCUUCUCAACCGCCUCAACCACACCAAUAUGGACGACCAGGAAUGCCUUCCACUCCAUCUCCAGUUCCGGGUUACCAGGCUUCCUCUCGACCUCCGUACCAGCAGAAUUAUCCACAGCCUGCUUAUGGCCAACAACCGCCAGGAGCAUAUGGACAACAACAGCAACCACCGCUGCCUCAGCAGCAGCAGCAAUAUGGAAUGCCUCCGCAACAGCUUCCCUAUGGACAGCAGCCUUACAACCAGCAGUACCCUCAUGACCAGCAGUACCCUCAACAACACCAGCCCUAUCCUCAAAAUCAACCCCCUUACAAGCAGCCCGGCCAAUAUCCUCCCCAAGGCCAUCCCCAGGGAGCUCCGGGUUAUCCACCCCAGGGAGCUCCGCAAUAUGGUGCCCCCCCACAACCCCCCGGGCCUCAGUUGAUUGCCGCCUAUAAGCAAAUCCUUUUGAGUACUGUUCAGGAAAAGAACCUUCAAGCAAUGUACCCCCCAAAUUCACCGGCCCUCGAUCAAAUUGCUUCACGAAUCACCAACCAGGUUGAUCAGCUCUGUGCUACAUGGCGCGUUCCCCGGGAGGUGGGACAAGACAUCAUCAAACUUGCCCUUUUCGACAUCAUCCUCUACAUCGAUGACAGCGGCUCCAUGCAAUUUGAAGAAAAUGGCGAUCGCAUCAAGGAUCUCAAAUUGAUUCUCAACCGUGUCACUUAUGCCGCUACGCUAUUCGACGACGAUGGCAUUCAGAUCCGCUUCAUGAACUCUGACGUGCAGGGCGAUAACAUCCGCGGCGAACAGCAGAUCGAACAACUCAUCAACACCAUUCAGUUUAAGGGUCUGACCCCGAUGGGAACGAGCUUGAGGAACAAGGUCCUGGAGCCGUUAGUGCUUCGUCCAGCGCGAAGUGGUCAACUGAGGAAGCCAGUCCUGGUCAUUACCGUUACUGAUGGGCAGCCUGCUGGAGAGCCGCAGGGUGCUGUAUUUGAUGCUAUUAGACAGGCGACCAAUGAACUGCAAUCGCUUCCCAAGUAUGGGGCUGGCGCAAUCUCGUUCCAAUUUGCACAGGUCGGAAACGAUUUGAAGGCCCGCGAGUUCUUAAGCAAGCUUGACGAAGAGCCCGGUAUUGGUGGACUGAUUGACUGCACAUCCAACUUCGAAGUCGAACAGGAUGAGAUGUCCCGCGCCAACCCACCCGUCGACCUAACCCCAGAACUCUGGGGAGGUUAUGGCCAGCAGCCGCAGGGCGGGUAUGGUCAGCAGCAACAGCCCCAGGGAGGGUACGGCCAGCAGCCGCAGGGCGGGUAUGGACAGGCUCCGCCCCAGGGUGGGCAGGCAGGGUAUCCCCCGCAGGGAGGGUAUGGGGCUCCCGGACGAUAUUAG